AUGGUUGUCAAGGAGUGCGCUAAGGACGUCUGCACGGGCAAGAUCAUCGCUUCUGGUGCUAAUGCUUCCAUCGAAAUACGACAAGUCGAGACGGUGGUGAGCAAGUCGCCUGGCAGGAACCUCGAGGUCGUUCUACCCUCGGUGCACAAUUUACCUGUGGGGGCUGUAGUUUCGCUCAAAUCCCGACACGCCCGUCAGGGGAAAGCGUCGGUGAUCAGCAAGAGUAUGGAUGGUUUACAGGAGUAUUUGGUCCCAUUGAACAGCGUAUGUGAAUUUGCCGACAACAGUACUUGA
Molecule: messenger RNA, 294 nt
Organism: Perkinsus marinus ATCC 50983
Lineage: Eukaryota; Perkinsozoa; Perkinsida; Perkinsidae
Exons: 2
Coding region: 1-294 (97 amino acids)
Source: RefSeq, a predicted model, not a curated record